AUGGCCGUCGCUCAACCUGUAGUCAAGUCAAAGGCACCUUCAAAGGCCAGCAGCAACAAUGCAAACCAAAAGGCAAAGACACAGAUGCACCGUCGCUCCAGGACAGGUUGCUACACAUGCAGAUUACGACGAAAGAAGUGCGAUGAAGGCACUCCCAUGUGCACAGCAUGCAAACACCUGGGACUCUGCUGCGAGUAUAAGCGACCAAUGUGGUGGGGAAACAAUGAGGCAAGGAGACAACACAAGGACGACAUCAAGAUGAUCAUCAAGCGCAAGAAGCUCACGGAAAAGUCAUCGCACACCAUUCAGACUUCAGUUGGCUCAGUUGGCUCGCCACCAGGCCUCUCACACUCGCUUCCUACGUCUGCGACCUUUUCGGAUCCCUUGGACCGCACGAGAUCUGCCUCCAUUGAUUCGCAGUUUGCCUUCAACUUCAACAGCUCGCCCAAUGUUGCCGAUUAUGGCGUCUACAACCCACAGAUGCACCACUCUCACCAGGACUUCAUGUUUGGCAUGACGCCCUAUGAGAUUGAUGUCAAGACUGAGCGUCAAAUGUUUGUCAAUGACGUUCCCACUAUUAGAGAGUCCACCGUCUCGACCUUCAGCACAUACAACACGCCGCCGCCGCCAGGCACCGUCUUGUCUUCCUACCCCUUUGAUGGUGAGUGGACGGAGCAGGUCUACUCGGAGAGACGGGAAUCUCUUGGAGAAGAAGCCCUCAAUGUCAACUUCUUUGACUUUUCGCAUGGCCCGGCCGUCCACUCGAGACAGGUUGCCAUUGAACUGGAUGAGGCUGACCAGCGCCUGCUGGAUCACUUUAUCCAGCACGUGAUGCCAACCAUCUUCCCCAUCCUCGAGUCCAACCAGCAUGGAUCUGUCGGCUCUGAUCUCGUCCUUCCCGCGCUCCAGAGCAACAAGGGAUACCUCCACUGCUGCUUGAUGAUGGCUGCCCAGCACUACAAGGCCACCAUGAACAUUCCAUCGGAGGAGAUUGACAAUGACAUUAUGCGCCACCGCCACGAAACCAUCAAGGCUCUCUGCGAGGCGCUGAACCGCGAUGAGAACCACCACGAGAUCCUCGAGGCCACCUUGGGUCUCAUCUUCUUCCAGUCUUGCGUUGGCCGGUACGAUGACACGCUUCCCGAUAUCCCGUGGCACCAGCACUUUCAGGCUGUCAACUCGUUGGUGACCAAGCUCGAUCUGCCGCGCAUUGUCUCUGACCCAGCGGGCCAAUUGCCGCAAACACCAUUCAACAUGACCCUCACGGCCUGGAUUGACAUUCUCGGCGCCACCAUGCAGGGACGCGCACCAGUCUUUGCGCACACCUACCGGGAGAAGCACCUCUCUCCCACCAACCCCUCCCUGGGUCUGCGCGAGCUGAUGGGCUGCGACGACCGUGUCAUGUACCUGAUUUCCGAGAUUGCUUGCCUCGAAGCGCUCAAGAACGAGGGCAUGGACGACAUGACGCUCUGCCAGCACGUGAGCGCCCUGGGCGACCAAAUCGGCCUCACCGAGAUGGGCGACACGGCGGGACCCAAGAUGCCCUUCAACGCCAACGGCACGCUGAGCCCCAAGCAGCUGAGCCGCAAUGUGACCAGCGCCUUCCGCCUGGCCGCCCGCAUCUACCUCUGCAGCCUGAUCCCGGGCUUCUCGCCCAGCCAGGCCAGCUGUGUCGGCCUCGUUGAAAAGCUGACCAACGUGCUCCAGCACAUCCCCUCGGGCCCCAACGGUUUCGACCGCAGCCUCGGCUGGGUCUACCUCAUUGGCGGUUCCGUGGCCGGUGCCUCGUCCUCGUUCCGCCAGUUCUUUGAGGAGCGCAUCGCCGAGCUCGGCGACGCGGCCACCUAUGGCAGCUUUGGCGGCGUCGCCUCGCUCCUCCGCGAGGUCUGGCAGCAGACCGACAGCUUCGUGCCGAGUCCCAGCGCCUCGGGCAUGGUGGAGCUUCCUUACAUUUCCUGGAGGGACGUGAUGCAGAUGAGACAAUGGGACUACUUGCUGAUCUAG
Pestalotiopsis fici W106-1 is the source of this 2004-nucleotide messenger RNA. Its product is annotated as Transcriptional regulatory protein pro-1. The record is from RefSeq and is a predicted model, not a curated record. Gene Ontology annotation, molecular function: DNA-binding transcription factor activity, RNA polymerase II-specific; zinc ion binding; transcription cis-regulatory region binding. The transcript is spliced from 2 exons. Lineage: Eukaryota; Fungi; Ascomycota; Sordariomycetes; Amphisphaeriales; Sporocadaceae. Bases 1 to 2004 code for a protein of 667 amino acids. Gene Ontology annotation, cellular component: nucleus. Gene Ontology annotation, biological process: positive regulation of transcription by RNA polymerase II.